AUGGCUAUUGAUGACGGUACUCUUGCGUGGUCAGAUCUUUACGACGUUCGUCUCUUGGUGUUGCCCACGUUGCCCUAUACUGUGGGUAUCGCAAUCUAUCGCCUAUACUUCAGUCCUCUAGCCAAAUCCCCAGGCCCAAAGAUAGCGGCUCUCGCCGCCCUCUUCUACCCCUUGCUCACUAGUCACGCACACUUGGCCCGAUUGAAAGCUGAGCUGGAGACGGCAGUACCCGAUCCGAACAAGCUCCCAGUCGCGGCCAAUCUAGACGGACUGCCGUUUCUCAACGCCCCUGACGGGAAGAAAAUUGGCAUUCCGGCUGGGACUGCCAUGGGCAUGUCAGCUCCCCUCAUUACCCGUCACCCGGAUGUGUACGAUCAACCUGACGAGUUCCGGCCUGAUCGCUACAUUGAGAAGCCUGGCUUGACCAAGUACCUCAUGUAG
Molecule: messenger RNA, 441 nt
Organism: Pseudomassariella vexata
Lineage: Eukaryota; Fungi; Ascomycota; Sordariomycetes; Amphisphaeriales; Pseudomassariaceae
Exons: 2
Coding region: 1-441 (146 amino acids)
Molecular function (GO): monooxygenase activity; oxidoreductase activity, acting on paired donors, with incorporation or reduction of molecular oxygen; heme binding
Source: RefSeq, a predicted model, not a curated record